Molecule: messenger RNA, 2987 nt
Organism: Alosa alosa (allis shad)
Lineage: Eukaryota; Metazoa; Chordata; Actinopteri; Clupeiformes; Clupeidae
Gene: dact2
Product: dishevelled-binding antagonist of beta-catenin 2
Exons: 4
Coding region: 162-2714 (850 amino acids)
Biological process (GO): negative regulation of nodal signaling pathway
Cellular component (GO): cytoplasm
Source: RefSeq, a predicted model, not a curated record
ACCAACAGCUCACUGGUCAGCAGCUGCAGUGUAUUGUCUAUCCCGUCUCAGCAACAGCUGAAAGACUUUGGUGACCAGAAGACUGAAGACCGAAGAUCUAACCCCUGAUUGAUACGCAUAACUGUCUGUUUUUGGAUAUGUCCUCCUGAUUGUGUUCUGAAAUGCUGAGCAAAAAGGUACCGGGGUCCGGAAUGUUAACUGGAGCCGCAGGCAUAGACCGAGGACGCGUCGGAGAGCGGCUACAUGCGGCUCUAGCUGGGCUGCAAGAGUUGCAUUUUCUCAAGGAGAAACAAGCCGACAUGGUCCACUGGGCGCUCCGCAUAGAUCGGGAGGAGACGACGGAUCUUUGUCAGUCGAACCCAGUUGAUGCCGAAGAACAGCGAUUAGAAGCGACGUUGACAGCGCUUAAACAACAACUGACACGGCUACGGAGGCAGGAUGUGGGUCUGAAGACUCACCUUCAGCAGCUGGACCAGCAGAUAAGCGAGCUGAAACUAGACGUUUGCAAAGCCUCCACUGAGCACCUUGAGAGCGACAGUCGCCCCAGCUCAGGGUUUUUUGAGCUCAGUGAUGGAGGUUCAGGGUCACUUUCCAACUCCUGCACAUCUGUGUACAGUGCUUGUCUGUCGUCGUCCUCCCAAUCCAACCUCCAGGUCUUCUACACUCCUAACCCUGCCGUGAAUGAUGAUGCAUCUCGUCGUCGGUCAGCUGACGAGCCCACGGCCCAUACAGACCCUCCAAGAGGCACAGGCAUCCGCCUGGGCAGCAGUCGGCUUCGGACGGGCAUGCCCGGCUCGGAGCGUGGCAGACAAAGACCUGUGUCCACAGGUGACCUUGAGAGGAUGAUGACUCCAGGAAUGGGAUACUGCAAAUCUGCUGACAUCAGGACCUCACCUCUGUCCAGCAAUCUGCGCAACAUGAACGCGGACGUCAAAUACCAGAGCAGCUUGGUUUCCCGUGGCGGCACAGAAGUCUACCGCUACCCGAGUCCGCUACACGCGGUGGCCCUCCAAAGCCCUAUUUUCUAUCUCAGCGCCAAUCCGCCUGCAUCUCUGCCAUCAGAAAACCACGAACCACAGGAAGGCACGAUGGCUUCCAGCUCAACUGACCCUGAGGUCAUCAGAGCAAAGCCUGAGACAGCACAAGCCAGACCAGUUGGCUACAUCAACAAGAUCCUUCAACGUAGCACGAGUAAACUCAACAUUCUGAAUGAGAAUGCACCCGCCAUGGAGUCAUUGUCCACCAGCACCCCACACUCUCUAGCUGCUGCUGCCCAGGAUAUGGAGAGUGGCCAACUUGGCAAGAUGCAGACUCCAAUUUUCUUUCAAGAGAGCACCAUGCUGUCAAAUAACUACCUUGGUGGAAAUGACAACUCAAAGAUGCAUUAUCAUCACGGUCAAGGGAAUUGUAUAACCUCUAGUGCAGGCAUAAAUAGCAACAAAAAAGAACCAACUCAGAACUGCCACUCUAACCACACAACCAUCUCAAGGGAAUUAAAAUCAAGCAAGACGGUUUCAAAGGUAGAAGUUGUUGGAUCUCUAACUAGAGAUGGCCCCAAUGGGAACUCAUGUGAACGUAACGCCCAAGAGACAAGGAAACGCUCAAGUUCUAAGCCACCAGAGAGGAGACCCAAGGUUGCCACAGCCUUUGAGGACUACCGUGCUGUUCCCGCUGAGUUUGUCCACGCUCAUUUUGUCCCAGCUGGAACUCAGCAUGUCAAGAUCCAACAGGCAGACAAAAAGACAAAGGCAGUGCGAUUGCGAAAACGGAGUUGUGACAAGCCAAGAGGGUCUAAGCACCUCCAAAAGCAUUCCUCUAGGGAGCGUGAGAGGGAGGCCUCCUCCAAACUACGUGUGGAGAGGAACUCCAAGUCAUCCACCGCAGAAAAGGGGCUUGCAAUGUGCUCUACCUCCGAGUUCAGCAUCCCUAGACACCCGUCUCUUUGUUGCUCGAGUUGUUCGUCUCUGGCUUCAACCAACCAGGCCACCAAAUGUGGCAAAGCCUGCCGACCCUACCAGCCCAGCUUGGAGCACCUCAACCAUGAACAAGGAGAAGGAAAACGGAGGCCGUGUCCUCAGAAGUACCUGUCCGUCUCAGAGGUCCGCUUGUCCCAGUCCACCUCCCACAACCACAGACCCAGAGAGGUUCUCAUCCAGGGGCCUGGCCGGAGCUCAGGGAUGAGGCCGCAGUCUGGACAUUGGGGUGGAGUUGCUGCUGCUGCUGCGCACCGUUCCUCCCUCAGACCCUCCAUCUCCGUCUCCUCCUACUUUAAUCAGAUGGACGCUAGAUACCCUCCGGCCCCCAGCAGAGGCCCCGGCGGUGGUCGCUGCCCCCCGAGAUGCGAGUCGGAGCUGUCGGAGUACUCUGCCGAGUGCGCGUCUCUGUUCCACUCCACCAUCGCCGAGAGCAGCGAGGGCGAGAUCAGCGACUACACCACAAACCGCUUCGGAGACAGCGAGUCCAGCCAGGGGAGCCAGUCGAACUCCGACUCGGACAGUAGCCUCUCCCUGUAUGAGGAUGAGCUAGAGGAAGAGGAGGGCGAAGGGGAGGAAGGGGGACUGGUGUGGGCAGAGGCAGCACUUGGGCCUACGGCCGCGGGGCUUCCUCUACCCCAGGCUGCGCCGUCGGCCUGCCGCAUCAAAGCGUCCCGUGCCCUAAAGAAGAAAAUUCGAAGGUUCCAGCCUGCAUCCCUUAAGGUUAUGACUCUUGUGUAGCAACUGUGCUGAGAUUUGUGUGAUCGGUACAAGCUUUUACGUUUCGUCAAUGUCUGAAGAAAAUGCAAAUGUAAAAAAAAAAAAAUUCUUUAACAAAAUGUAAGACUAUUAUAAUUGAAUCCUCUUGGGGGCUCAGUAAGUAUUACUGUCAAAGUCUCUAACUGUGCUUUGUAAAAUCAUGUCUUUGUAAAUACUGCUUUGCAUUACAUGAACACUGCUUUGCGAUACAUUAAUUAGCAUCAGAAUCAAUUUCAAAAUAAAACAUUAUUUAAC